AUGAGGUCACUGAGAUAUCUAGAUGUUCAUUUCAAUGAGCUUCGUGGGCUGCCAUAUGCAAUUGGGAGACUGACGACUCAUGAGGUGCUCAACCUGUCCAGCAACUUCAGUGACUUGACAGAGCUUCCAGAAUCAAUUGGCGAUCAAACCAGUCUCAGGGAGCUUGAUCUAAGAAACAACCAGAUUCGAGCUCUCACAAGCUUGUGA
Messenger RNA from Prunus armeniaca (apricot), 207 nucleotides. The record is from the annotation of a GenBank genome assembly. NCBI's taxonomy places the organism in Eukaryota, Viridiplantae, Streptophyta, Magnoliopsida, Rosales, Rosaceae.